Capra hircus (goat) is the source of this 905-nucleotide messenger RNA. RefSeq names its product lysozyme like 6 (gene LYZL6). Gene Ontology annotation, biological process: fusion of sperm to egg plasma membrane involved in single fertilization. The record is from RefSeq and is a predicted model, not a curated record. The coding region runs from base 174 to 620 and encodes 148 amino acids. Lineage: Eukaryota; Metazoa; Chordata; Mammalia; Artiodactyla; Bovidae. Gene Ontology annotation, cellular component: acrosomal vesicle; sperm flagellum. Gene Ontology annotation, molecular function: lysozyme activity. The transcript has 5 exons.
AAAAGGCAUUGUUCUAUAGAUUCUCACGGAAAGCCCUGGGCAGGCUGGGACCUGGGGUCAGCAAGGGAUAGGUGAGAGAUUCCCCGAGAGAAGACCAGCAGGCAGUCUGGGAGACUCCAGGACCCGCAGGGCCUGCGCCGCUCACCCUCCACCGUGCCUCCUCCCCUCCAAGGAUGACAAGCCCACUGCUCAUCUCCUUGGUCAGCUGCCUCGUUGCUGUGGAUCAAGCCAGCCUCAUCGGCCGCUGUGACUUGGCCAAGGUGCUGCACCAGGAGGACUUGGAUGGGUUUGAGGGCUACUCCCUGACUGACUGGCUGUGCCUGGCUUUCGUAGAGAGUGAUUUCAACAUAACAAAGGUAAAUGAAAACACAGAUGGCAGCUUUGACUAUGGCAUCUUCCAGAUCAACAGCCACUACUGGUGCAACGAUUACCAGAGUCACACGGAAAACAACUGCCAAGUGGACUGUCAAGAACUGCUGAGCCCCAAUCUUCUCGCAAUUAUCAACUGUGCAAAAAAGAUUGUGUCCGGAGCGGGGGGGAUGAAGAACUGGGUAAAGUGGAGGUUGCACUGUGCCGGCCGGCCCCUCUCCUACUGGAUGACAGGCUGUCACCUGGCAUGAGGCAGGGAGCAGGCCUGUGGUGGAGCCAUUCCAGAACUCUUCUCCUCACUCGGGAAUUCUUCAGUUCUUCUUCCUCUUGCCUCCACUUCAUGUUAUUUUCUUCCCUUCCCAUUUACAAAUAAAACUGACCAGAGCCCCAGGAAUAAAUGGUUUUCUAGGGCUUCCUCCUUGUUCCCAUCCAGGCCCAGGUCCCUGGUUCCUGACUGUCAUUUGCAAACCAAGAAGACCACGAUGAAAGAAGCUUCUCUCUUUUUUUUGGAAUUAUUAAACCAUUCCUUGUGCAAA